This is a messenger RNA of Ilex paraguariensis (yerba mate), 564 nucleotides long. The record is from the annotation of a GenBank genome assembly. NCBI's taxonomy places the organism in Eukaryota, Viridiplantae, Streptophyta, Magnoliopsida, Aquifoliales, Aquifoliaceae.
AUGAAGAAGACGGUAGCUGAAAUUCUUGCAUAUGUCGCCCUAUGGGAUGUGGCCUCUGAUCCCAGUCCUCUUCAGGACUUCUGUGUUGCUGUCAAUGAUUCUAAAGCUGCUGUGUUUGUGAAUGGGAAUUUCUGCCAGGACCCAAAGAUGGCCACGGCUAAUGAUUUUUUCUUCCCCGGGCUCAACAUCCCUGGUAACACGUCUAAUAAACUCGGGUCCAUGGUCACGCCUGUAACAGUUGCACAAAUUGGUGGACUAAACACCCUUGGAAUUUCUAUGGCACCCCUUGAUUUUGCACCAUAUGGCCUCAACCCUCCUCACACACACCCUCGUGGUACCGAGAUCCUCACUGUCAUGGAAGGCACCCUCUAUGUGGGAUUUGUUACUUCCAACCCCGAUAAUCGUCUCAUAAGCAAGGUCCUAUGCCAAGGAGAUGUGUUUGUGUUCCCUAUUGGUCUCAUUCACUUCCAGCUAAAUGUUGGAAACACACCUGCCGUAGCUAUUGCAGCAUUGAGCAGUCAGAAUCCAGGAGUAAUCAGCAUUGCAAAUGUAGUGUUCGGCUAG